This is a messenger RNA of Papaver somniferum (opium poppy), 471 nucleotides long. Its product is annotated as egg cell-secreted protein 1.2-like. Gene Ontology annotation, biological process: double fertilization forming a zygote and endosperm. The record is from RefSeq and is a predicted model, not a curated record. Lineage: Eukaryota; Viridiplantae; Streptophyta; Magnoliopsida; Ranunculales; Papaveraceae. The transcript has a single exon. The coding region runs from base 1 to 471 and encodes 156 amino acids.
AUGACUCUCAUCAACAGCAGCAACUUGGUUCUUCUUCUGUUAGCAAUUUCAGCUCUUAUGGUCAGUACCAGAAAAUUCGUAGAUGCAAGGGAAGUGCCAACAGGGAUCCCUUACCCAGGUCAUAACUUAGCAGCUCGGAUCAAUGCGGAUGAUGGUGGUGCUGGCAUGGUUGAGUGUUGGAAUGCACUGUAUGAGUUACGAUCUUGCACUAACGAAAUCAUACUUUUUUUCAUGGAUGGCGAUAUGUAUCUAGGCCUUGAAUGUUGUAGAGCUAUCCGUAUCAUAACUCGUGACUGUUGGCCUUCUAUGCUUACUUCUGUAGGUUUUACUGCUGAAGAGGGCGACAUUUUACGUGGUUAUUGUGAUGCUUCAUCCUCCGCUGCUCCCCGUAUUUCACAUGUUUCCAUGCUUACACCGGUACAGCCUCCUUAUAUCUCGGGCCCAAGUACUUCCGCAGUGUUGGUGGAAUAG